Molecule: messenger RNA, 8527 nt
Organism: Sander lucioperca (pikeperch)
Lineage: Eukaryota; Metazoa; Chordata; Actinopteri; Perciformes; Percidae
Gene: rapgef2b
Product: Rap guanine nucleotide exchange factor (GEF) 2
Exons: 30
Coding region: 600-5555 (1651 amino acids)
Biological process (GO): positive regulation of ERK1 and ERK2 cascade; small GTPase-mediated signal transduction
Molecular function (GO): protein binding; guanyl-nucleotide exchange factor activity
Source: RefSeq, a predicted model, not a curated record
ACUUUACUCUGCUGUGUCAGUCACCAUGGUGGCAUACAACGGAGCACAGCGGCGGACCUAUCUCCACUUUUAGACCCAUUAAAAAUGUUAAUAUAAUGAAUUUUAUCAGUGAGUGUACUCGGGUCUACCUCUCAUAAUGGACGCCAGGUUGUUGUUGGCGGGAUAACUGUACUUUUUUGUUUGCUGGAUCCUACAUGUAAUUUCUUUUCGUCGCUAGCAGAAUGCCGAAGAGACAAGGAAUGGCUUUGAUGAACGUUUGCUUGAAUAAAGGGGCAUUUUUUACAUAAGGAAAAUAACUCUAAAGAGACAGUUUGAGCCGCGCUUUUAAAACAAGUUAUCUCUCGGUGGGACUGGUGUUGGCAGCCGACUUCGGCUCGGGCAACAGAAAGACAGACACCCCGAGGAGACUGCUCGGCUGUCUGGCUCCAGUCGUGGCCUGGCUCUGGGCACUCCCAGCUUAUCCGCUAGCAUUGGACCACAGGCGACAAGAAUAAAGCAAGACAGCAACUUCUUUUGUGUAUAUCCGUGGCGCUGGAUAUUUAUUAACAAUUAUUUGGGAUAAGGAAUUCAAUACCCUCUGGACGACGUCUUCCAAAACAAUGGCGUCUUAUGUGGAUAACAGCUUUCGGCAAGCUGUGAUGAUGAAUCCGGCUGAAAGGACGCAACAGGACCUGGAGAUUGUCUACUCGUAUCUCCACGGGAUGGAGGCCUUGUCGAACCUGCGAGAGCACCAGCUGAGGAUAAUGUGUGAGACGGUGCGUUAUGAGAGACAUGAGGCCAAUGAAGUGCUAUACUACCCUGACGACAUCGGAAGCUGCUGGUACAUCCUGUUGUCUGGCUCAGUCUUCAUCAAGGAGUCCAUGUUCCUUCCCAGAAGCAGUUUUGGGAAGCGAUCAGCAGGCAGCUUGCGGCGUGGAUGUGAGUGCAUCGUCCUGGAACCCUCAGAGAUGAUUGUGGUGGACUAUAUGGAUGAAAAUGAGGAGUACUUUCAGCGGCAAGCCUCGCACAGACAGUCCCGUCGGCGCUUUCGGAAGAUCAACCAGAAAGGGGAGCGGCAGACAAUCAUCGACACCGUGGAUCCGUACCCCACCGGAAAGCCGCCCAUAGCCCGGGGAUACCACACGCUCCCUGCAGACUUCAGCAGACUUCACCUGGCCGACGCCUUGCACCCACAGGUGACCCACGUCUCCUCCAGCCACUCAGGAUGUAGUAUCACCAGCGACUCUGGAAGCAGCAGCCUGUCAGACAUUUAUCAGGCCACAGAAAACGAACCAGGUGACAUGGACCUGAGUGGCUUGCCAGAGACCGCCGUUGACUCCGAGGAGGACGACGAUGAGGAGGACAUCGAGCGAGCGUCUGACCCCCUCAUGAGCCGUGACAUUGUGCGAGACUGCCUGGAGAAGGACCCCAUGGACAGAACCGACGAUGACAUAGAGCAAUUACUGGAGUUCAUGCAUCAGCUGCCAGCAUUUGCCAACAUGACCAUGUCAGUGAGGAGGGAACUCUGCGCCGUCAUGGUUUUCGCUGUGGUGGAACGUGCCGGCACCAUCGUUCUCAAUGAUGGAGAGGAGCUUGACUCGUGGUCGGUGAUUCUGAACGGUUCGGUGGAGGUGACGUACCCUGAGGGCCGGACAGAAAUCCUAUGUAUGGGAAACAGUUUUGGGGUGUCACCAACCAUGGAGAAGGAAUACAUGAAGGGCGUGAUGAAGACCAAGGUGGAUGACUGCCAGUUUGUGUGCAUAGCCCAGCAGGACUACUGCUGCAUCCUCAACCAGGUGGAGAAGAACAUGCAGAAGGUAGAAGAGGAAGGGGAGAUCGUUAUGGUGAAGGAACACCGCGAACUGGAUCGCACUGGCACCAGGAAAGGACACAUCGUCAUUAAGGGCACAUCGGAGCGUCUCACCAUGCACCUGGUGGAGGAACACUCAGUGGUGGAUCCCACCUACAUCGAGGACUUCCUGUUGACCUACAGGACCUUCCUCUCCAGCCCCAUGGUCGUGGGCAAGAAGCUCCUGGAGUGGUUCCACGACCCCAGUCUCAGGGACAAGGUUACACGGGUAGUCUUGCUGUGGGUAAACAAUCACUUUAAUGACUUUGAGGGUGACCCUCCCAUGACUCACUUUCUGGAAGAGUUUGAAAACAAUCUGGAGAAAGAAAAAAUGUGUGGGCACCUCAGACUGUUAAAUAUAGCAUGUGCUGCUAAAGCCAAGCCACGGCUGGUGACGCUAACCAAGCCUUCUAGGGACUCUCCACUGGCCUUCAGCCUUCUCGGAGGUCAGGAGAAAGGUUUCCGCAUCUUCAUUGAUGCCGUGGAGCCUGGGAGCAAGGCAGCAGAAGUUGGCCUUAAGCGUGGAGAUCAGAUCUUGGAGGUCAAUGGGCAGAACUUUGAGAAUGUCCAGCUCAACAAAGCCAACGAGAUUCUGAAGAACAACACCCACUUGUCCAUAACUGUGAAAACUAACCUUUUAGUGUUUAAAGAGCUGCUAACCAGGCCAGAACAAGACCACGAUUUGGAUGGUGAGGAGGAACAUGACAGAAAGAACGGUGCGCCCCACCUUCCAAAGAUCGGAGACAUCAAGAAGGCCAGUCGCUACUCCAUCCCCGACCUGGCAGUGGACGUGGAGCAGGUGAUGGGCCUGGAGAAGGUCAGCAAGAAAGCAAAGGCCAACUCGGUGGGAGGACGCAACAAACUGAAGAAGAUCUUCGACAAGACGCUCACCAGCAUCCUGCCUCCUAAACCAUACAAUGACGUUUGCGUGGGCCAAUCACAGGACGACAUCAUUGUGGGGAUGAAGCAGUCCAAACAGAUCGCACCAGCUCUGCCCGUUAGUGGAAACCUCUCGUCUUCAAACCCAGACCUUCUGCAGUCUCACCACCGCAUCCUCGAUUUCAACAACCAGCCUGUCCCAGUCAUACUGAAUAUGUCGGACCAGGUAUUACGAGUCUUCAAGGCAGACCAGCAGUCUCGAUACAUUAUGAUCGGGAAGGACACGACGGCGAAGGAGGUUGUGGCUCAGGCUAUCAGGGAGUUUGCCCUGACUGCAGCAGCAGAGGCUUAUUCACUGUGUGAAGUAUCCGUCACACCUGAGGGCGUCAUCAAACAGAGGCGGUUGCCAGACCAGCUGUCUAAACUAGCCGACAGGAUUCAACUAAGUGGCAGAUACUACCUAAAGAGCAACAUGGAGACAGAGACGCUAUGUUCAGACGAGGACGCUCAGGACCUCCUGCGAGAAGGCCAGAUCUCUUUGUUACAGCUCAGCACAGUGGAGGUUGCCACUCAGCUCUCCAUGCGGGCCUUUGAACUUUUCUGUGCCAUCGAGCCCACUGAAUACAUCGACGACUUGUACAAGCUGCGCUCCAAGACGGGCUCGGCCAGCCUGAAGCGCUUCGAGGAGGCCAUCAACCACGAGACCUUCUGGGUGGCCACGGAGGUGACGCGGGAGCCCAACCAGCUCAAACGCAUGAAGACCGUUAAGCACUUCAUCAAGAUCGCCCUGCACUGCCGCGAGUGCAAGAACUUCAACUCCAUGUUCGCCAUCAUCAGUGGUCUGAACCUGGCUCCAGUCUCCAGAAUGAGGGGAACAUGGGAGAAGCUGCCCAGCAAGUACGAAAAGCUGUUCGGGGACCUGCAGGACCUCUUCGACCCCUCAAGAAAUAUGGCCAAGUACAGGAAUGUCCUCAACAAUCAGAACCUCCAGCCACCAAUCAUCCCCCUGUUCCCCGUCAUCAAGAAGGACCUCACCUUCCUACAUGAAGGUAACGACUCCAAAGUGGACGGCCUGGUGAACUUUGAGAAGCUGAGGAUGAUUGCCAAAGAAAUUCGCCAUGUUGGUCGCAUGGCCUCCGUCAACAUGGACCCGGCCCUCAUGUUCCGGACCAGGAAGAAGAAAUGGAGAAGUUUAGGCUCCCUAAGCCAGGGUAGCGCUAAUGCGGCAGUGCUCGACGUCAACCAGACAGGCGGGCACAAGAAGAGGGUGCGACGCAGCUCCUUCCUGAACGCUAAAAAGCUUUACGAGGACGCCCAGAUGGCCAGGAAGGUCAAACAGUACCUGUCCAACCUCAGCCUGGAAACGAACGAGGAGAGUCUGCAGACGCUCUCGGUGCAGUGUGAACCCUCCAUCAGUACAUUGCCCAAGAAUGCCGGUGGGAAACGGCCAGACACCUCCCCAGUCGUGUCCAGAGCUGCCAGCCAACAGAGGGGCCAGUUGGCCAAAGGAAACCAGGCCCUGCAGGUCCCCGCUGUGGCCCUUUACCCAUCCCGAAAGAAAGUGCCAGUCAAGGAUCUCCCACCUUUUGGCACCAGUUCCCCUCAGUCUCUGAAGAAGAUCCUGUCUCUGUCAGAGGAGGGGAACGAAAGGCACCGGAGGCAGCCAGAGGACACUGUGUCCAACGCCUCCUCCCAGCUCUCCUCCCCUCCCAUCUCCCCCCAGAGCUCACCCAAGAAGGGUUACAACAGAAUGGGAGACGCCUACUCGGACUCCGGUCACAGUGAGAUCUCCUCUCGCUCCAGCCUCGUCAGCAACUCCUCUUUCGACAUGGCGCAGGAGGAGAGGAGGCUCCGUCACUCUGGAGGAGUCGGGGAAUCACACAUCGGAGGACAGCGGCUGGAACGAAGAGCCACCACCGACCCCGACCAGUACAGCCUCGGGUCAUAUUCAUCGAUGCAGGACUGUCGAGGCAUUUACACCGGCUGCCCUACAGUGCUCUCCUCCCCCAGUUCGGAGGAGCUGACCCAGGAUCAGGGCGAUCGUGUUUCCCUCGAUGCUGCAGACAGCGGCCGCGGCUCCUGGACUUCCUGCUCUUCUGGUUCCCACGACAACAUUCAGACCAUGCAGCAGGGGCGUAGCUGGGAGACUCUGGCCUUUGGUGGAGGUGGAGGCGGAGGGGGCAUUGGAGGACUCCCUCCUGGCGGACCAGAGGCCUUAUUAGGAGGGCCUGCUGCUCUGUGGGCAGCCCAGGCCAGGGGGAGCUGGGCAUCCGCCAGCUCCUCCUCAUCCUCCGCUGCGUACUGGGGAGAGGACUCUGAGGGAGACACUGGCACCAUUAAGAGGAGAGGAGGGAAGGACGUCAAUGCCGACCCAGAAACAAGUAGCAUCACAUCCACCGGGUCAGAGGAGGCCAAGCAGCUCGGCCGGCCCUCACCAUCACCUAUCACCGCUGGGGGUAAAGGCCUCCUUUCGCGGAAAGAAAGCCGUUACCGGGAGCCUCCCCCAACUCCCCCCGGCUACACCGCCCUGACCAUCUCCGACCUCGCUGAAGUGCAGCACCCGGCCGCCCCAUCUGUUACCACGUCCACGGCGACCCACUCAGGCCGCCGGCCACCAGACUACACCACGGCUCUGCAGCGCUCGCGCAUGGUCACCCAGUCGCCCGACUCCCACCUGGCCCACCAGGGGGCCAAACAGCGAACGGGCGGCCUCCACCGCACACGCUCACCGGCCGAGGAACAAGAAGCUGAGGAGGAAGAGGAGGGUGAGUCCUUGUCUUCCAAACUAAUCGCUCUGAGGAAGCCAAAGCCACUGGCACAGCAUACACCUGAGACUCCCAGACCAUGAGAGUGUGUGUACGGGGGUUAACAGGCCCCAAGGCAGAGGAUGAACAGGUGUCAGCGGUCUGAGGGACAACCGUGGACGUCCUUUUGCAGUAACUUGAAGGCCCCCUGGUUUGGGGUGGGCAGGAUUAAAGAGACUGACAGAUAGACAGACCAAUGGACUCAUCAGUUACGUACGUGCCUGCCUCCUCCACUUGGCUCUCCCUCCUGAUUGGUGGAUUCCUCUGCUCGUCUCCCUCCCCUGCCUUAAAGCAUCAUACGGGGUUGAAUGACCCUGCAUGCAAAAAAAUACUGUGAAGAAGAGAUGGAGAGAAGGUCAAAGACGAUGACAAAAUGCCUGGCACUUUUUGGAAAAAGACUACAGAAACCUAACUGGUGCCAGGAGGGUCAACCUGGCCACAAACACACAAAACCACAUAGAUGUUGGAGCGGUUCCUUAAGACCGUCCCUCCUCCCAGUGACAAAACCCCGAACCCACCUGUUAACACAACAGCAUCAAGACGUGUUGAGCUUCAUCUGCACUUUCUCAUUUUCUACUUUCGGAAAAAAACAGAACAAAUAAAAAGAAAACAGACGUUUGUUUGAAGACCGAGAGAAACCACGAUUGACUUGACUCUUAAAUCUUCAACUUCCCACUAGGUUUCUUUUUUUUUUUUUUUUUUUUUGUAAUUUUCUCUGACUGAUUGCACUCUGGGGGCCGAAAAAGAGAAACCAAGUCAGCCCAUUUCUCUGCUUGGACUGAAACAACCUGUCAAUCUGUUGUCGAGUGUUUGAACUCUAAAUCCAGUAUUAUCUCGUUUCACAUGUGAAAGCUUAUCAAGUGUUGGUUCAAAUCAAAGCUAGGAGGAGAGCCCAGAAGGGAGAACCAACAUGCACAGUGUACUGACAUACCUACAUGCACACACACAUACACAGCGUACAUUUUAUGUACCAGUACAUACACAAAAACACAAUUAAUUAAAAAAGAAAAAUAGCACUUUCAGCACAAUCCUAGAUGUUACCAGACAUUUGGUCUGGAUACCAGGGUAUGAGUGAACCAUAUCUUACUGUCAUCCCACUUUGGAGCUCGUCUGGUUAUAUCAAAGUCUUUUCUUCAUCAUGUUGCUUGCUGUUACAUUGAACGUAUAAUGCUUUGUUACUGGCCUGUAGAUGAUAUCAAGAAGCACAGAGGUGAUUGACUGAAAACCGAGCGAACAUGUUGGACACCAUCGUGUUGGUCUCUACAGUGCAUCAGAGCUACACAAAGUAACUAAAGUUUAGCUGCAGCUGCAAUAGAAAAGAUGUUUUCCUGGAGCUUGACCUUUUUAAGCCCAAAUUAAAAGCUGAUGUGCGGUAUGGACGCUGGCAGGAAAUGUUAUAAUCUCACAGCAACUUGUGAAUCAUAGCACAAACUGUGAGCAGUAAGCGGGCACUCACUGACAUUAGAAACGUUGCCUCUCGUUCCUUUAUUUUGGUAUGAAGGGAUCACAAACCCACAUCAGCAUAUUUCAGAAGCUGCCAUCUGUAAAUUGUCAGUGUACCUGUAUGUACCUUUUACAAAUGAUCUUGUACAGAGUCUUAUAACACAUAUUUCCCUUUAAGAUAAAAGUAUCCACAAAUUCAGAUUUGGCUUUUUUUCCAACGUGAACAUAUGCCACAUUUUGUGAAUGUCCAAAGCGCCUUACAAUGCCAUGAUUGCAUACAUUUCUUUUACAUGGUUGUUCCCAUCACAAAUCACCUCGUUUCAAGAGCAGUCUUGAAUCAAGCAAAUAGUGGAGUGAAAUGCCUUAUUCAAGAUUUUCCCCCAAGACUUUUUUUUUUAAUAUGUUAAGACUCAGUACAAGAUGAAGCCAAGCAUUUUCUUUGUUUUGUUUUCACAUGGCGUCAGACUUGCUGUGGCCAUUACGUGUUACAGUGUAGAUCUUUUUGUCUACACACAGAGCGACCUCUCCCUCUGCUGUUGUGCUCAUAGAUUCAUCCUCCGAAACUCUUCUCACCUACUACAGACAAACAGCUCAGUAGAUGCUGUAUGUAAAUCGCUAACGCCUGCAUCCAGUUUUCCACUGUAUCUUGCCAUCAAAGGAAGUGACUGAAGAUUUUUAUGUUUUCUUUUUUAUCUUGGACUCCGGUGGGGAAGUUGAUAUAUGAAGAAAACCUUUUCAAGGCUGCCAAUCAGUACGCUUAGAAAUCCAAUUGUGAAAAGUAACUUUUUUUGUUUUUGUUUUCUUCUAUCACUGAGUCGCACUGAUCACAUUGAUCAGUCUUGGAAACUACAGACUGAGAAAAAGAUGAAUGAGUGCAGUGUUUUCCACUGUGGUCUGUGACUAUACACUAAUUUCCUGGGUUUCUUUUUGUUAUUGUAAUUUUGUUGUAAUGGCUGCAGAUGGAUUGUUAAUAAUUUGUUUGUAAUACAGUGGUGACAUGCAUCAUUCACUUUCAUUCAACUCUGAAGAUAAUGUGCAUAUUAGCGGGCCGAGUCCUACUUCGAAAAACAAAAAGUUGCACAAAAAUGUACAAGCAUAAAGAUAAGUGUAGUAGGUAGAACUGCUACUCCGUUUGAUGUGUGAUGUCAGUGAGAAAUGUACAUUUAGCUGGUGAUGACCUUCUUUUCUUCAUUCUUUCUUGUACUACUUUGACCUGUAUGUCUUUUAAAAAGACAAUUGGUGGAGUACGUAUCGGUUGUUUUUGUAUUUUUAAUACAAUAAUUGUAAAUAUUGGUUAUAUUUUUGUUCAAAUGUACUAUGUUUAUGCCUCAACAUCCAGUUUAUAUGAAGCUGGGAAUCAAUAAAUACUGCAUAAAGAAUCAACACAUAGGUUUAAAUGCACUUAUUCAUUUCAAUGUCUUUCUUUUCCAAUUCGUUUUUUUUCUUUCAGAGGAUUUCCCCCCAGAUACCGUCUAGUGUUUGCACAAGUCAUGGAAGCAACUUGAAAAGUGUAACUCUCAUACUUUUCUAUCUGACCACAGUGUGUCAGAAUUAAUAAAAAAGAGAUAUUGAA